UGUGAUGAUAACGUUUAUUUAACUAUGGUAAUUAAUAGCCAUCCUUACAAUAGUAAAAGACGCCAAUAUAUUCGACGAACAUGGGGUAAUACCACGGAAAUUAGUAUGACUAGUAAGACUAAACAUAGGAUAAGAGUCGUCUUCAUCAUUGGCAAGUCUGGCCAGACUAGUUUAGACCAAUCUGUUGAAAAAGAAUCGCGGGUGUUUGGUGAUCUAGUAUUGGCAGAUUUUAAGGACAGUAUUCAAAAUUUAACAGAUAAAACACUGCUAGGAAUGCUUUGGCAACGUAAAUUCUGUCCGAAGGCGAAAUUUUUCUAUAAAGGCGAUGACGAUGUAUUUGUAAAUACAUAUCGAUUGAUACAGUAUGCAGACUCACUUGAUUCCCAACAUAAGAAAAAAUAUUUAGUGGGCCGUGUGCAUACAUCUAACCGUAUUCCUUGUCGAGUCAAGAAACACAAAUACUAUGUAUCAUAUAAGGACUAUCCUCGCAGGAGAUUUCCCCCAUAUUGUUCUGGAUUUGCUUACAUGAUGACGAACGAUUGUGUGGAUUUAUUGGCUAAACAAGUAAAGAAAGUCAAACUAUUAAAAUCGAUUGACGACGUAUACGUAGGAUUGUUAGCCGAAGCUGCUGGAAUACAUCCACACGCCAAUAAU
Molecule: messenger RNA, 654 nt
Organism: Trichoplax adhaerens
Lineage: Eukaryota; Metazoa; Placozoa; Uniplacotomia; Trichoplacea; Trichoplacidae
Exons: 1
Cellular component (GO): membrane
Molecular function (GO): hexosyltransferase activity
Source: RefSeq, a predicted model, not a curated record